AUGGCUCGUAAGCAGCUGAAUCUGGCCGCGUCAGUCGGCGGUCGAGCAGACAGCAGCAACUGCGCUGCUCCUGCUCGUUGGAGUGGCGCCCGUGGCAACACCACCGCCGCGGCUGCUUCCCUGCCGGCCUCGGGAACCUCCAUGGCUGACCUCACACAGCGCCGCCCCGUUCUGGCCCCAAACGCGCAGUCCCGCACCAUUCCUCUCCACCUUGCACCGCUGUGGCCUUCACUUGCCUCCUGCCUGUACUCCCAGUCCCAGCCACGGGCGACCUCCUCCUCCGUGCUUGAGAACCCCAUCGCCUCGGCUGACCUCUCGUGGUUGGACGAUGCCAGUUGUAGGCACACUGGAGGUAUUGGUGGUUGUCUGCUCGCACUUUCCAUAUGGAGCUGGGAGCGUCUGCUGGUUGGACGACCUAAGACCGUGAAGUACGAGGAUUGGGACGAUAAAGACGACCCACUACGGCUCCCCACUUGGGCUUACAAGUGGGAUGUGUUAAAUGAGACGACGGAUGAUCCCUCUGUAAUGUACAAGUUGUACAAGAGCGAGCUGGACGCGAUCACGCCUGAGCAGGUGGAAUGGGAGCCGUAUGGAAAAGGAGAGAGUUUUGGUAACCCUUUAGAGUUCAGGCUUAAUCCGAUGUGCAUUAGGGAUAGGGAUCUCUGGCAUAUGCGGUGCCCACUGAUAUGCAACUGGGCGGUUGAGCUUCACCUGCCACAUCGGGUGUUCCGCCAGUUUGGUUUGUUCCAGCCACACCCGCCGGAGUGGGAGGACACGGACAAGUUGCUACACGCGUUGGAUAGGAAAAAGCAGCGGAAGAUCAAGGAUUGGGCCAGCCAUCACAGGAAGUAUGUCGUGCAGUUCGCUCUUAGUGUGGAGCAAGCAAGGGCUGGAAAACGAGCCCAGCUUCGUGAGCACUGCCCGAUCGCGUUCAACAACUAUCUCGCAUGGUUUCUUGCAAGUACCCGCGUGGAGGUAUGCCAGCCGGCGUAUGCUGAGGAGAUUAUGGAAGAACCCACCGUUUUUGAUGAGGUAGCCCAGCACCAGUACAACGCAUUAGUCAGGAAAGGCAACUCGGUGAUCCCAUCAGCUCCAAUGAUGAACUUUGUGCGUGCCCAGAUCAAGAAAGCAGCUGACGAGACCGAGACUAUUCUGGAAACAACCCCGGCUGGCAAAAGCGAUGGGGAAGGUGCACUUCGCGAGAAUUCAUUAAGGUUCACAUCUCCUUCAAACUAG
Messenger RNA from Aegilops tauschii subsp. strangulata, 1236 nucleotides. Lineage: Eukaryota; Viridiplantae; Streptophyta; Magnoliopsida; Poales; Poaceae. The record is from RefSeq and is a predicted model, not a curated record.